Messenger RNA from Durusdinium trenchii, 1041 nucleotides. NCBI's taxonomy places the organism in Eukaryota, Dinophyceae, Suessiales, Symbiodiniaceae. The record is from the annotation of a GenBank genome assembly.
AAGGUCUAGGUGCAGGCUCAACACGGCUAAACUGUUUGCCAUGGCGGAGAUCGUGGAAUACACCGCUGAGCGCUACUUUGGCACUGCGGGGCGACCCCGCGUGGUGCAAGACACGCUGGGGGAGUCCCCUUGCUGGGAUCCCCGCAGCGACACGCUCUACUGGGUGGACAUCUCCGGAAUGGCCAUUUGCAGCUACACUGAUCAGUCGAAGAAGGUGAGCCGCUGGCAGAUUGGUGAAACACUGGGUUUCGUGGCCACCACAGAUGACCUGGACGUGCUGCUGUUCGGUGGCGUUGGGGGUCUCUCUUUGUUCCGCAAGACGGAUGGGCACAUCACGCGGCUCUACCAUCCAGAGCAGAAGGCAUACCCGCAGAACCGCUUCAACGAUGGGAAGGUUGACCCCGCGGGUCGGCUUUUUGCCGGCACGAUGGACAUGAAUAAGCCCCGCAAGGAGGGGGUUGGCGCCGUUUACUGCAUGCAGCGCAACAUGCUCAAGAGAGUAGAGGCUGUUGGGGCAGUGACAGUGGCCAAUGGCCUAGGGUGGAGCCCCGAUCACCUCACGUUCUACCACACGGACAGCCCGACACUCACAAUUCGUGCCUUUGACUUCGAUGUUUGCACCGGCGCCGUCAGUGGCCCGGCCAGGACGGUGUUCAGGACCACUGAAGGUGCGCCUGAUGGCCUGUGUGUGGACAGUGAAGGCUUUCUGUGGGUAGCCAACAUCCGUGCGUCUCAGGUGCUGCGAGUGAACCCAACUACAGGAGGGGUCGUGGCUCGUGUCCUGCUUCCAGUCCCGGUGGUCACCAGUGUUUGCUUCGGUGGACCCUACUUCCGCACCCUCUUCAUCACCACUGCCAUGGGCACCAGCGACGCAGACGUGGCCGCAUGCACGGAUGUCAACGCCGGGCAAGUCUUCGCGGUGGAGGUGGACGUGCCGGGGAUGCCCAUGAGCCCUUUGAAACUCGAUGGCCGCUCCACCUUGUAAGUAAAGGUUCAUGAUUCAUUAUUAACAAUAUUUAGCGCCAAACUAGAAAUGCAGAG